Oryza sativa Japonica Group (Japanese rice) is the source of this 2283-nucleotide messenger RNA. Its product is annotated as putative protease Do-like 14. Gene Ontology annotation, biological process: proteolysis. Gene Ontology annotation, molecular function: serine-type endopeptidase activity; protein binding. The record is from RefSeq and is a predicted model, not a curated record. Lineage: Eukaryota; Viridiplantae; Streptophyta; Magnoliopsida; Poales; Poaceae.
AUGCUCCGCGCCGCUCGCCCCCGCCGAGCCGGCGCGCUCCUCCUCGCCGCCGCGGCCGCCGCCUCCUCCUCAGGAGCGCUCGCGUACGACCGCCGCGGCGGCGACGGCGACGGCGACGGUGACGGUGAAGCCUUCUCCACCACCACCACCGCAGUCCGCAUCUCGGCGUCCUCGCCGCUCCGCCGCGCGCUGUCCUCCGCGGCCUCGGGGAUCCUCCCGGGGGGCAGUGCACACCUCCUCCCGUCGCCGCUCCCUCUCGGUGAAGGGUUUUCCUUCCUAAAUUUCUUCACAUCUGCAUCAAAUUGGAGUGCAGGGUUUCCCACCCAAAAUUCCUUCGCAUCUGCGUCAGUUCCACCCACUAAUUUGAGCAACCAGAGCUCUGAUGGAAACUCAGAUGAUUCAAAAUGUUGCCCAGGAUGUAUUAACCGAAAUACAAUCGCCAAGGCUGCAGCUGCAGUUGGUCCUGCUGUUGUCAACAUUUCUUCUACACAAGAAACUCAUGGAUGGGUUCUAGAGAAGAGCAUUGGAUCUGGAACCAUAAUAGACCCAGAUGGGACAAUAUUGACAUGUGCCCAUGUUGUUCUAGAUUUUCAAAGCACAAAACCAAUCUUGAGGGGAAAGGUUAGUGUGACUUUGCAAGAUGGUCGUGAGUUUGAAGGCACUGUUCUCAAUGCUGAUCGUCACUCUGACAUUGCUGUUGUGAAGAUUAAAUCGAAGACCCCUUUACCAUCUGCAAAUCUUGGAUCAUCAUCUAAACUUCGACCAGGUGAUUGGGUUGUUGCUUUGGGCUGCCCACUUUCUCUUCAAAACACAGUUACAGCUGGUAUUGUAAGUUGUGUUGACCGGAAAAGCAGUGACCUAGGUCUUGGAGGAAUAAGAAGGGAGUAUUUGCAAACAGAUUGUGCUAUCAAUAAGGGAAACUCUGGUGGUCCACUUGUGAAUCUUGACGGUGAAAUUGUCGGAGUUAAUGUGAUGAAAGUUUGGGCAGCUGAUGGUUUGAGCUUUGCAGUACCGAUUGACUCUAUUGUGAAAAUAGUGGAGAACUUCAAGAAAAAUGGGAGAGUUGUAAGACCAUGGCUUGGUUUAAAGAUGCUUGACCUUAACCCAAUGAUCAUUGCACAACUUAAAGAAAGAUCAAGUUCUUUUCCAGAUGUAAAAAAUGGUGUGCUUGUUCCAAUGGUUACACCAGGAUCACCAGCUGAACAUGCAGGAUUUCGUCCUGGGGAUGUGGUCGUUGAAUUUGAUGGUAAACUGGUUGAGAGCAUCAAAGAGAUCAUUGAUAUCAUGGGGGACAAGGUUGGAGUGCCAUUUAAAGUUCUUGUUAAAAGGGCGAACAAUGUAACUGUGUCUUUGACAGUGAUACCAGAGGAAGCAGAUUCUAGCAGAUGACUCACAAUUAAUCUUGCUUGAAAGGUUGAGCAAAGAGUAGAAUUUUCCAGCACAACUCAUGUAUCCUAUAUAAUUUAGUUUAUACUUCCUCCGUUUCACAAUAUAAGUCAUUCUAGCAUUUCCCACAUUCAUAUUGAUGUAAUGAAUCUAGACAUAUAUAUCUAUCUAGAUUCAUUAACAUCAAUAUGAAUGUGGGAAAUGCUAGAAUGACUUACAUUGUGAAACGGAGGGAGUAUGCCCUAUGAACGCUUUGUUGAGUUUUUCUAACCAGGGGCUACAGAUGCUCUCCUUUCCAGAAGAGGAAAACAAGGUGCGAGCGAAUUAUAGUACGAUAUGGAGUUGGAGCAACAAGUCAAUUUUGCCAGUGGCAUAUGCUUAUAAACUGAGAUUUCCAUGUUUGCCUUGUGUUCUGUUCUGUGGUUUGCAGCUUGUUUCAUUGUCAGUGUCUCAAAUAACCUUUUGUUAUUUGGCAAGCUCAGUGUAGCUUGUGCUCUCAUUCUUGUGUCCCUAAAUCUAAAUAAAGUCUUUUCCCUCCUAAUCAGUACCACAUCGUAAUAAAAUGGAACCCUAAUAAUAGACAGCAAUACAGAUAGAUUAAUCAUUUCUUGAUACAGUUCUAUGUUGCCAAUUCCAUAUGGUAUGUACAGUAUAUAUGUUCUAGAUGUCAGCCAACUUCCUUCUGUUUUAGAUUCAAAGGCAUAGUGAUACAUCUCAACAACAUGCUAAAAAUAGUUAGCAGCUAUCAUGUCGUCUCAGAACAACCAAGUAUGCCCGACUUUUGUACGAUGGUGUCAAAGGAAAAAUGUAAAGAUGGAGAUUGAAUAAUGUGAACUCCCCAUCAAUAAUUCUUUGCUUUCUGCAUUGCAAAAGUUUCAAGGGGUGAAUGAUUUUACA